AUGCCUUCAAUAGACCCAAAAACUCUUGUCUCAACCUUCUCUCGAGCACUCACCUCCUUUCAGUCAUCCCCAGAUGCCUUCCGUAUUCUAUGCACUCUACCCCACACCUCCAAUGUCCCCGCGCCGCGCCGUCCUGGCCGGCCAGUCCAGCAUCUCGUGGUCCUGGACUCGAGCUUCAACCCGCCAACGCUGGCGCACGCCAACAUGGCCCGUAUUGCUCUUAGAUCGGAGGGUCAUCAAAGGCUGAUGCUACUGCUCUCGGUCAACAACGCCGACAAAGCGCCAAAACCAGCGAGCUUUCCCAUCAGGUUGAGCAUGAUGGAGGCCAUGGGACGGGAGUUGCUCGAUGAAGGAGUCGAGAUUGACGUCGCCGUUACUACGAUGCCUUUUUUCCACGACAAGGCGAAAGCGAUAACCGAGUCUGGAUUUUACGUUGCGGAAACGGGGGAGCAGCCUACGCAAACCUUCCUGGCAGGGUUUGACACGAUAGUUCGCAUUUUUAAUCCGAAAUACUACAACGAGGGGAUUCAGAAUGCGUUGCAGCCAUUCUUUGGUAGAUGCAAGGUGAGAGUUACUACGAGGCCGGAUGAGACGUGGGGAGGGGUUGAGGAGCAGAGGGCGUGGCUGACCAGGGAGAGGGUGAAGGAUGUUGGAGGUGAUGAGGCGUGGGUUGAUAGGGUUGAGAUGGUUGAGGGAAGAGAGGGAGAUGAGGAUGUUCUUGUUCAUGUCGAGGGUAGUUGA
Fusarium pseudograminearum CS3096 is the source of this 741-nucleotide messenger RNA. RefSeq lists its product as uncharacterized. Gene Ontology annotation, cellular component: nucleus; cytoplasm. The record is from RefSeq and is a predicted model, not a curated record. Gene Ontology annotation, molecular function: nicotinamide-nucleotide adenylyltransferase activity; ATP hydrolysis activity. Bases 1 to 741 code for a protein of 246 amino acids. NCBI's taxonomy places the organism in Eukaryota, Fungi, Ascomycota, Sordariomycetes, Hypocreales, Nectriaceae. The transcript is spliced from 2 exons.